Astyanax mexicanus (Mexican tetra) is the source of this 1175-nucleotide messenger RNA. Its product is annotated as leukotriene B4 receptor 1-like. Gene Ontology annotation, molecular function: G protein-coupled receptor activity; neuropeptide binding. Bases 1 to 909 code for a protein of 302 amino acids. Lineage: Eukaryota; Metazoa; Chordata; Actinopteri; Characiformes; Acestrorhamphidae. Gene Ontology annotation, biological process: neuropeptide signaling pathway. Gene Ontology annotation, cellular component: neuron projection; membrane. The transcript has a single exon. The record is from RefSeq and is a predicted model, not a curated record.
AUGCAGCUCUUCAACAGCAGCAGCAUCAGUCCUCCCAACUCCACAACCUGGAGCCAGGCCAACCUGGUGAGUUCGGUUCUAAUGGGCUUCUUCUGCGCUGUUGGAGUUCCUGGUAACAUCGCCGUGAUGGUGAUCAUCAUCCGGUGGUUCAAGAAGGACAACUUCACCGUGCACCUGAUGCUGAACCUGGCGGCGUCUGAUAUCCUGUGUCUGAUGACCCUGCCGGUGUGGAUGUACAACCAGCUCUUCACCUGGAGCAUCGGGAGGUCCCUCUGCAAGUUCUUCAUCUCACUGGUGUACAGCAGUGCGUCCGCCAGCCUGAUGACCGUCACCAUGAUCAGUGUUCACCGAUACGUUCAGGUUUGCUGUCCUGAGAAAUGGUCCAAACUGGGCAAAAGUGGUGAAAAACUACUGUUGUUCACUAUUUGGGUUCUGGGAUUUGGUUUCUCAGUCCCGGCGAUGUUCACCAGAGAGAUCAUCUUCAACGGAUCAAAGAAGGAAUGUGGAAUAAUCACGUCACCAGAUGAAUACAGGCUCAUCGUCGCUGUUUUAGAAACUCUGCUGGCCUUCGUUUUUCCGUUAUCCAUCAUGAUCACCUCCUAUUAUCGUCUCCACAGGAGAGCGACCCAGGGGGCGCUGUUCCGCAGCCGGACCAGACUGACCAGAACGGUGACCGGUAUAGUAGUGAUGACCUUCAUCUUCUCAUCACCCUGUCACGUGAUCAAUUUGGUGGAGAUCUUUGGGAUCGUAAUGAAACACUCUUAUCCAGGAUUGUUGGACGAGCUUCUAAAAUUUAAGAAUACAGUGGGAGACGUUGCUGUGAGUUUUACCUUCAUCAGCAGCUGCAUCAAUCCACUACUCUACGCUUUCGCUUCACGGAGCCUCCAACAAAAUUCAGAAUCAAACUAGACUAUACGUUUUUUUUUCUGUAAUUAACUGCAUCUACUAGAACUAGAAAUCUAAUCAAUAUAAUUUUAAUAGUCUAGUUGUGUCUCUAACAGAGGUGGAAAAAGUACUGAUAAAUUGUAAUUAAGUAAAAGUACCUUUACUUUGCUAAAAUUCUACUCAAGUAAAAGUAAAAGUACCCAUCUAAAAAUCCACUUGAGUAAAAGUAAAAAGUACUCAAUUUAAAAUGUACUUUGAGUAAAAGUUACAGAGUUACUUUUAAUUAUUUG